Messenger RNA from Gorilla gorilla gorilla (western lowland gorilla), 1778 nucleotides. RefSeq names its product ribosome biogenesis regulator 1 homolog (gene RRS1). The coding region runs from base 175 to 1272 and encodes 365 amino acids. The transcript has a single exon. NCBI's taxonomy places the organism in Eukaryota, Metazoa, Chordata, Mammalia, Primates, Hominidae. Gene Ontology annotation, cellular component: nucleolus; nucleus; preribosome, large subunit precursor. Gene Ontology annotation, biological process: ribosomal large subunit biogenesis; ribosome biogenesis; endonucleolytic cleavage in ITS1 to separate SSU-rRNA from 5.8S rRNA and LSU-rRNA from tricistronic rRNA transcript (SSU-rRNA, 5.8S rRNA, LSU-rRNA). The record is from RefSeq and is a predicted model, not a curated record. Gene Ontology annotation, molecular function: protein binding.
UUCCUCUGGUCGCCCGGAUUGCGAGCCGCUUCCGGGCGCUCCGGAAGCGAAUCUUUCUUUUCCGGAUUGGGCAUCCCGGCAUCUGCACGUGGUUGUGUUGCCGGAGUUUGGGCCGCUACUGUAGGAAAAGUAACUUCAGCUACAGCCUCAAAGCGAGUGAGCCGAGCCGGAGCCAUGGAGGGCCAGAGCGUGGAGGAGCUCCUCGCAAAGGCAGAGCAGGACGAGGCAGAGAAGUUGCAACGCAUCACGGUGCACAAGGAGCUGGAGCUGGAGUUUGACCUGGGCAACCUGCUGGCGUCGGACCGGAACCCCCCAACCCAGCUGCGGUGCGCCGGACCCACGCCGGAGGCCGAGCUACGGGCCCUGGCGCGGGACAACACGCAACUGCUCAUCAACCAGCUGUGGCAGCUGCCCACGGAGCGCGUGGAAGAGGCGAUAGUGGCGCGGCUGCCGGAGCCCACCACACGCCUGCCGCGAGAGAAGCCUCUGCCCCGACCGCGGCCACUUACACGCUGGCAGCAGUUCGCGCGCCUCAAGGGCAUCCGUCCCAAGAAGAAGACCAACCUGGUGUGGGACGAGGUGAGUGGCCAGUGGCGGCGGCGCUGGGGCUACCAGCGCGCCCGGGACGACACCAAAGAAUGGCUGAUUGAGGUGCCCGGCAAUGCCGACCCCUUGGAGGACCAGUUCGCCAAGCGCAUUCAGGCCAAGAAGGAACGGGUGGCCAAGAACGAGCUGAACCGGCUGCGUAACCUGGCCCGCGCGCACAAGAUGCAGCUGCCCAGCGCGGCCGGCUUGCACCCUACCGGACACCAGAGUAAGGAGGAGCUGGGCCGCGCCAUGCAAGUGGCCAAGGUCUCCACCGCCUCUGUGGGGCGCUUUCAGGAGCGCCUCCCCAAGGAGAAGGCGCCCCGGGGCUCCGGCAAGAAAAGGAAGUUUCAACCCCUUUUCGGGGACUUUGCAGCCGAGAAAAAGAACCAGUUGGAGCUGCUUCGUGUCAUGAACAGCAAGAAGCCUCAGCUGGAUGUGACGAGGGCCACCAAUAAGCAGAUGAGGGAGGAGGACCAGGAGGAGGCCGCCAAGAGGAGGAAAAUGAGCCAGAAGGGCAAGAGAAAGGGAGGCCGGCAGGGGCCUGGGGGCAAGAGGAAAGGGGGCCCGCCCAGCCAGGGAGGGAAGAGGAAAGGGGGUUUGGGAGGCAAGAUGAAUUCUGGGCCGCCUGGCUUAGGUGGCAAGAGAAAAGGAGGACAGCGCCCAGGAGGAAAGAGGAGGAAGUAAUAGGUUCUAACUGUCGGACCCGUCUGUAAACCAAGGACUAUGAAUACUAAAUGUUAAGUUCUAGGCAAUUGUACGGGGACUCAGAAGGACCUGGCCGCUGCCUUCAUUGAGUUUAAAGGGACAGGAUUGCCCUUCCCUCAAGAAAGUAUGUAAGUGUUGGACUGCACAAAUUAAUGUUUUUCCCACAACCGAGACUUUGGAGAUUAAGAAGUUAUUUGAGGAUUUAAGAAUUAGGGAAAUAAUUUGGUGGAAACCGGGAAUGAGUUCUAUUCUUAAACAGCCUUUUUUUUUUUCUUUUUAAUGUUGGAUAUACGGUGAGGUAGAGUUGGCCAUAUUUCAGAGACUUAGAUUGACGUAUAUGUUUCUGCAUUAUUUUUACAACAAGUUUGUGUAUCAGAGCGGGAGUGCGGGGGAGGGAAAGAAAACAAAUAGUUUCAGAAUUGAAUAGGCAAGUGACUGUUUUAAAGAUUAAGUAAUAAAGAUGUCUUAUCUAGUGUGACUUUUAA